AUGGAUGAUGUGGAGGCCUGUUCUGAACAGAGUGUAUCUGUACAAGUGGAGGCACAGCUGUUCAAUGACAGGUCUACCCUCACUGAACACCACAGAGUUCACACUGGAGAAAAACCAUAUGAGUGUAGUGAUUGUGGGAGGUCAUUCAGGAAAAAGUCCACUCUCACAGAGCACCACAGAGUUCACACUGGAGAAAAACCAUAUGAGUGUAGUGAUUGUGGGAGGUCAUUCAGGAAAAAGUUCGCUCUCACAGGGCACCACAGAGUUCACACUGGAGAAAAACCAUAUGAGUGUAGUGAUUGUGGGAAGUCAUUCAGGCAAAAGUCCACUCUCACAUUGCACCAAAGAGUUCACAGUGGACAAAAGCCAUAUGAGUGUAGUGAUUGUGGUAAGUCAUUCAGGCAUAAGUCCACUCUCACAGGGCACCAGAGAGUUCACACUGGAGAAAAGCCAUAUGUGUGUAGCGAUUGUGGGAAGUCAUUCAGGCAUAAGUCCACUCUCACAGAGCACCAGAGAGUUCACACUGGAGAAAAACCUUAUAUGUGUAGUGAAUGUGAGAAGUCAUUCAGGCAUAAGUCCAAUCUCACAUUGCACCAGAGAGUGCACACUGGAGAAAAGCCAUAUGAGUGUAGUCAUUGUGGGAAGUCAUUCAGGAAAAAAAUAAGGCUUACAGAGCACCAGAGAAUUCACACUAGAUAAAAGCUGUAUGAGUGUAGUAAGUGUGGGAAGUCCUUCAGCAGAAGCUCUACUCUCAUUUGACAUCACAGAGUUCACACUGGAAAAGGGCCUCAUGAGUGUAUUGAAUGUGGGAAAUCAUUUCACCAUAAAUCUGUCCUCCUUUAACACUUGAGAGUACACACAGGAGAAAAGCUUUAAAUGUGCAGGGAAUUUUUUAUCUUUCUCACUCAGAAUAGCAACACUGAAGGAGAAGCAUUUACCCCCAUUUACCUGAAUAGGAUCCCCUUUCAUCAGAACGUACACUCUGCUACAUUCCUCCUAAGUUUCAGGUACAAUUGAGGUUUUCAGAAACUACAUUGCACCUGCUAACCUAGUCAGGCCUACGACCUGAUUGAUGUCCCUGUGAGUAUUUGUGUACAAAUGAUCUUACGUCUACCAUCUGGCUCACCUAUAUAGUGUGCAUCCGUCACAAUGCUUGCAUAAUCUGGGGUUGUCCUUGAGAAAACUAUGAAUAUUCGAAGCUCCUGGCUGGAUCUUCAUUCCUUUAUUUCUGACCAGAGAAUUGACCUGACCCAGGUUUCAUCCAGAGCACCCUCCUCAGCUAAGUGCUUCCUCUUUCAGGGACAUUGUGGGUCUCACAUUGUGCUGAGAGGAAGUGUUUCAGGUUCCAAUUCAUCAACCUGCAAACCUGGUGCUAUCCUCUGGUUUAUUAUCUUUAUGUAAAGUUGUUUUUCCUUU
Messenger RNA from Myotis davidii, 1416 nucleotides. Its product is annotated as zinc finger protein 3-like. NCBI's taxonomy places the organism in Eukaryota, Metazoa, Chordata, Mammalia, Chiroptera, Vespertilionidae. Bases 1 to 699 code for a protein of 232 amino acids. Gene Ontology annotation, biological process: negative regulation of transcription by RNA polymerase II; regulation of cytokine production; regulation of immune system process. The record is from RefSeq and is a predicted model, not a curated record. The transcript is spliced from 2 exons.